Carassius carassius (crucian carp) is the source of this 4207-nucleotide messenger RNA. Its product is annotated as oxysterol-binding protein 1-like. The record is from RefSeq and is a predicted model, not a curated record. Lineage: Eukaryota; Metazoa; Chordata; Actinopteri; Cypriniformes; Cyprinidae. The transcript is spliced from 21 exons. Bases 16 to 2607 code for a protein of 863 amino acids. Gene Ontology annotation, molecular function: sterol binding. Gene Ontology annotation, cellular component: membrane; intracellular membrane-bounded organelle; cytosol.
ACCUAUACACAGCUCAUGAAAUGCUGUGUGGGGAACGAUAAAACUUGGGUGUGUAGGUCAACAUUUCGGACCCCGUCAGACACUGUGAAGCCACGGGCUGUCGUGAUGUCGGAGCCCAAAGCGCCCACCCCGGCCCCUGGGGACACCUAUAAAGGCUGGCUCUUCAAAUGGACUAAUUACAUAAAGGGAUACCAAAGGCGCUGGUUCGUCCUCAGCAAUGGCUUGCUGUCUUAUUACAGGACCCAGGCGGAGAUGGGUCACACAUGCCGGGGCACCAUAAACCUGGCAACAGCCAAUAUCGCCGUGGAGGACUCCUGCAAUUUCGUCAUCUCUAAUGGUGGCACACAGACGUAUCACCUGAAGGCCAGCUCAGAGGUGGAGCGGCAGCGGUGGAUCACAGCACUGGAGCUGGCCAAAGCCAAAGCUUUCCGCAUGCAGCCUGAAUCAGAUGAGUCUGGGGAUGACUCCACUCCUCCUGCAUCAGGUCAGGGUGCAUGCUCACGCAACUCAGAAGUGCAGUCCACCCUCCGGACGCUGAGCAGCAAGGUGGAGGAUCUCAGCACCUGCAACGACCUCAUCGCCAAACACGGCUCUGCUCUCCAACGGUCCUUGUCUGAGCUGGAGGGAGUUCGGCUGGGAGGAGAGACAAGUGAAAAGUUUCGACAGGUGACGGAGCGAGCCACUCUCUUCCGCAUCACCUCCAAUGCCAUGAUCAACGCCUGCCGGGACUUCCUGGCAUUGGCUCAGACUCACAGUAAGCGCUGGCAGAAAGCCCUGCAGUCCGAGAGAGAGCAGAGAGUGCGACUGGAGGAGACACUGGAGCAGCUCGCCAAACAACACAACCAUCUGGAGAGAGCCUUCAGAGGAGCGACCGUACUGCCUUCAUGCCAGAGCAACCCUUCCAUAGAUAGCAAAGGCCCAGCUCCAGUAAAGGGUGAUGCCAGUGACGAGGAUGACGAGAAUGAGUUCUUCGACGCAUGUGAGGACGUUCAAGAGUUCAUCACUGUACCAGCAGACCCCAAAUAUCACAGGAGAUCUGGCAGCAAUGUCAGCGGAAUCAGUAGCGAGCUGGGAAUGGACGAUGGGACGACGUCGCUAGACGAGCAAUCUCUGGCAUCCAAUCCCGAAUCGCCACAGUCCCAGGAACUAGUGCCUGUGAGAAAGAGGCGGAGCCGAAUCCCAGAUAAACCAAAUUACUCUCUCAAUCUAUGGAGCAUCAUGAAGAACUGUAUCGGAAAAGAACUCUCCAAAAUCCCUAUGCCUGUAAACUUCAACGAGCCCCUGUCCAUGCUGCAGCGUCUCUCUGAGGAUCUGGAGUACUACGAGCUGCUGGACCGGGGCGCCAAGUGCCAGAACUCUCUGGAGCAGAUGUGCUAUGUGGCAGCUUUCACCGUGUCCUCUUACUCUACUACAGUUCACCGCACGGGCAAACCCUUCAACCCUCUGCUGGGCGAGACAUUUGAGCUGGACCGCGUGCAGGAGAGCGGCUACAGGUCCCUCUGUGAGCAGGUAAGCCAUCACCCUCCGGCUGCAGCCCAUCACGCGAUCUCCGACCGAGGCUGGACCCUGAGACAGGAGAUCGCCCUGGCCAGCAAGUUCAGGGGAAAAUAUCUCUCCAUCAUGCCCCUGGGUUCUAUUCAUUGUAUUUUUGAGAAGAGUACCAAUCACUACACCUGGAAGAAAGUCACAACCACUGUGCACAAUAUCAUUGUUGGGAAACUCUGGAUAGAUCAGUCAGGCGAAAUAGACGUUGUGAACCACAAAACAGGUGACCACUGUCAUCUCAAAUUCGCACCGUACAGCUACUUCUCCAGAGACGUGGCCAGAAAGGUCACGGGGGUGGUGACGGAUAAAGAUGGGAAAGCGCACUAUGUCCUGUCUGGGACGUGGGACGAGAAGAUGGAAUACUCUCGUGUGAUGCAGAGCAGCAGAGGGGGAGAGAACGGCGCUGACGGACGACAGAAAACCGUCUAUCAGACACUCAAAGCCAAAGAACUGUGGAGGAAGACUCCGCUGCCGGAAGGCGCAGAAAACAUGUACUACUUCUCGACCCUGGCGUUGACAUUGAAUGAGCCGGAGGAGGGCGUUGCUCCCACAGAUAGCAGGAGGCGGCCAGACCAGCGUCUGAUGGAGCAGGGCCGCUGGGAGGAGGCCAACGCUGAGAAACAAAGACUGGAGGAGAAGCAGCGCACUGUCCGCCGAGAGAGGGAGCGAGAGGCCAACCGCACCGCCAGCCCUUCAGAGGAGGGUAAGGAGCCAGCGGACGGGGCUCUCAUUGAGGACUCCAUAUCUGAUUCGCCUCUAAAAACCGAAGAAGUGGAGAUUGCCAGUGAGCCAUCUGAGACCACUUACAAAACUGACACAGAUGAAACUUCCUCCGAUCUUUCGCUAUCAACUGAAACACUGCACGGCUCACACCCACCUGCAUACUCAAUGGAGGGUCCUUAUGGAGCUCAAGUCAAAAGUGGUCAUCAGGAAAACUACACGCCGAUGUGGUUUGAGCGGCUCGUCGACCCGAUGACGGGAGAGACCACGCACAUCUACAAAGGAGGAUACUGGGAGGCCAAGGAGCAGGGCAGCUGGGACUCCUGCCCAGAUAUCUUCUGAUCCCAAUCACGCACGUGCCCCGCCGUGUCCUCACUGUCCCGUUUCCCAGAAAAACAAAAAAAUGAAAGCUCAAUCAGCUGCCCCCAUCUCUUUUCCCGUAUCGUAGUAUAUUGAGAUACGCGUUCUCUCUUUCACCAGCCGCGCUCUACUCAGUGGACAAUAAGGAACACCGAAGUGGUUCGGGAACGUUCUCCCACCACCAUCCACUGUGUGUCUCUCUGUUUUCCUCGUGUUCACAGAAUUAUUAAAACAUAGGGUUCGUGGUUCAGUAAAUGCUAGAGUUAGGAAAACAUAUCCUUCCGAAUCCCUUUCCUGCUCACUCAUCUUCCUCAAGCUGUGGACGGCACAUCCUUAAACAUCCGGGAAAUACGAAGGCCUGUUUGAUUGCGUGUGUGUGAAUUCGUGCAUGUGUGAGUGAGUUCAGAGAAGCGCUGUAUUGCUCUUUUCAUUGAGCGUGUUUGAGUGAGAGAUGUAGUUUGAGAGCUCGCCUUAGUUUGUGGAAUUUAAAGGAAUGGUUUGCACAAAUAUGAAAGAUCUGUCAGUGAUUACUCACCACCUUAUUUUUUUAUUUGCAAUAUAUGCAGCUCUUUUCUAUACAACGUCCACUUGUCAUACACCAUAAAAAUAGCGAUUUGUGAUGCUAUAUUCCAAGUCUUCCAUAUCUAUAUGCUAGUUAUGUGCAGGAAAUUUUACACAACACUUGUACUAACUGGAACAGCAAUUACGAGAGACAUGAACCAGUGAUGUCUUAGUCAAUAACUUGAGAUGUUAGAUCUUCAGUGAAGGGAAAGAUUAUCACUGAAUAACAAUGUAAAGUUCAGUCUUUUCUUCACACUGAGCCAUUGUAUUACUUAAAAUAUAAUGUACAAGUCAAGUCAUAUGCAUCAUUUUAUGGUGCUCUUAAGUCAUUAUUUUGGUCCAUUUUGGAGCUUGACAGGCUGUAAACUGUUCUAUAGAAGAGAAGAAAAAUCAUGAAAGUAGUCUAUGUGAUUUAUGUUAAAUUAUUUCUGAAUCUAUACUGUAGAUUUGUGCAUGAAAUUCUCCACUUUAAACUGGUAUGACAAUUACGACACAAGAAUCGUUGGGAUUUUGUUGAGCCAGUGUCAAGGCGCAUCAUUUUUUGAAACCAUUAGCAAAUAAGAUUUCAGAGCUUUGGCAGAUGGAAAGAUUAUCAUUGAAUAACAAUGUAAAUUUCAGUCUUUUCGCUCUCACAACAAGCCAUCGUAUUACUUGAAAUAUACACACAAGUCAUAGGGAUGACUAUUUGUGAAAUAAGUCUUUUUGGAGCUUCACAGCCUAUGAAUUGUUCUAUAGAAAAAAUAUAAUGCCAUGAAAGUAGUUUCUGUGAGUUGUGCCGAUAUAUUACAAGUCAUCUGAUUUUAUAUGAUCGUUUUGUGCAAGGUAUUCUUCAUGGCAUGCCAAUUAUAAAAUGCAAGAACCAAUAGCAUUCUGGCCAUGAAACCACACAAUUUUUGAAAAUGAGUUGUCACAGCUUUGGCAGAUGGAGAGAUUGUCAGUGAAUAACAAUGUCUAUUUCAGUCUUUUUGUAUUACUUGACAUACAACACACAAGUCAUGCUAACUUUUAUGGUGAUUUUAAG